Messenger RNA from Alternaria postmessia, 261 nucleotides. RefSeq lists its product as uncharacterized. NCBI's taxonomy places the organism in Eukaryota, Fungi, Ascomycota, Dothideomycetes, Pleosporales, Pleosporaceae. The record is from RefSeq and is a predicted model, not a curated record. The coding region runs from base 1 to 261 and encodes 86 amino acids. The transcript has 3 exons.
AUGCCUCGCAACGGAGACGGAUCUUCAGACAACGGCCCCAUUGAGGCCGGCCAGGACGCAGUUCACGGUGCUUCUGGAGACGCAACUCUCCAGCACACAAAGAACAAUGUCGCUCCCAUGCCAGAGAUUGAGAAGGGCGAAGCUAUCGAAGGCAUGAACGCCUCUGGCGCCGGCGACGCACCAAAGGCAGGCCACACCGGCCAAGGCAAAGCAGCUGCCGACUCAAACAAGCCUGCCCCCGUCGACCAGGCCACCAAAUAA